Aaosphaeria arxii CBS 175.79 is the source of this 1040-nucleotide messenger RNA. RefSeq lists its product as uncharacterized. NCBI's taxonomy places the organism in Eukaryota, Fungi, Ascomycota, Dothideomycetes, Pleosporales. Gene Ontology annotation, cellular component: cytoplasm. The record is from RefSeq and is a predicted model, not a curated record. Bases 167 to 937 code for a protein of 256 amino acids. The transcript is spliced from 2 exons. Gene Ontology annotation, molecular function: N-terminal protein N-methyltransferase activity. Gene Ontology annotation, biological process: N-terminal protein amino acid methylation.
AGAUGCAGUUGAUACUGCAAGCGCGCGUCAAGCGCGAUUAGCCGUCGCCCUGUGUGUGUCCUCGCUACUAAUUUGAUUAUUUUGCCGUCAGCGACAUUUUUCGGUGCGCACAGUGUUCACUCAAUAGCGCAAGUUCACAGUCUGCAACGACCCGCACGCGCACAUAAUGGGCAAUGAAAGCGACCCACCCCUCGUCUCCCCGGCUGCGCCAGACAGCUCCAUAGAUCAUGCGCACUCGAUCGAGUACUGGAACUCCGUAUCUUCGGACAUAAACGGCAUGCUGGGCGGGUUUCCACAGACGUCUCGGAUCGACCUGCAAGGCUCGUCCAACUUCCUUGUGAAAUUCCGGCGCGGGAAGCAGCGAGCGGUCAAACAGAACCUCCCGUCUAUCGGUCGCGCUGCAGACUGUGGGGCUGGAAUCGGGAGGAUAACGAAGGGGCUACUCAUGGGCGUUUCGAGUAAGGUCGAUAUUAUCGAACCGGUGAAGAAGUUCACGGACGAAUUUAUGGUCAGUCUCCAGGAGGAAGAGAAGGACAAGGUGGGGGUGAUCGUGAAUCUUGGUUUACAGGAUUGGGUGCCAGAGCCUGGAGCAUAUGGCUUGAUAUGGAAUCAGUGGUGUCUAGGGCAUCUUACGGAUGCCCAAGUUGUGGCUUAUCUACGGCGGUGCAGUGACGGCUUGGUGAAGAGCUCCGCUGGUGCUGGAGCCACUUCUCAAGGUGGUAUGCAACAAGGAUGGAUAGUAGUCAAAGAGAAUAUGUCUGCAACCAUCAAUGACAGCGAUAUAUACGAUGAUGAAGAUUCGAGUGUAACGAGAUCGGAUACAAACUUUAGGCGGCUGUUCAAAGAAGCUGGAUUGAAGAUCGUAGCGGAAGAAGUUCAACGCGGUUUCCCAAAGGGCCUGUUCACCGUGCGAAUGUAUGCUUUGCAGCCAGAAUAGAUUGCUAUUCGGAGUUCCUUUGUCGGCGUUUUGGAAGUGGGUUGGCGGCAUAAAGGUUGUGAUACCCAGUAUAAUCAACUAUUAUAUCCAUUCUUCGUCCGUG